AUGGCACCCACGGAAGAGGCUAUCUUGUCCUCUUUUUUGCUACCUCCAUCCCCAUUACCAUCGAUUAUAACCCUCAAGGCAUUUACGGAACUAUUUCCCAAGGCGCAACAGUCCUCCCCGCAGAUCAGGGUUCUUUACCGAGACCUUCAACACCAGAGAGCACGUGUUGUGGAUGCUGUAACGCACAACAUAUCCAACGAGAGCAAGCGCGGCCGAACUCAGCGGCGAGCUGUCAUUAGAGAGCGUAGACGGGCGGAGAGGGGAGACCAAGAUGAUGAAGUUAGGAUCGAAAAUGCUUUGUUUGGGCCCUCGUCGAAUUUAGAUAGCUUCAAGCCACAUAGCCUGUCGUCAAUCUUACCGGACUUGGAAAGUGCUACUAUUCAGCUUGAGGAGGAUGUUCGAAGACUAGAAGAAGAAGCCAACGCUGUUUUGGAUGGCAUUCACGGCAUGAUCGGGGGACUCAGUGACAUCCGUUAUGGACGAUUGGCCAAUACGGCGCUUCCAGAGCAAGUAAUAGAUGACCUCACGGUGUUGCAGUCAUCCUGCAAAAAUUGA
Messenger RNA from Glarea lozoyensis ATCC 20868, 555 nucleotides. RefSeq lists its product as uncharacterized. Gene Ontology annotation, biological process: chromosome segregation. Gene Ontology annotation, cellular component: kinetochore; Mis6-Sim4 complex. The record is from RefSeq and is a predicted model, not a curated record. The transcript is spliced from 2 exons. The coding region runs from base 1 to 555 and encodes 184 amino acids. Lineage: Eukaryota; Fungi; Ascomycota; Leotiomycetes; Helotiales; Helotiaceae.